AUGCGUCGACUUAUUUGUGCUGCGCCUGCUCUACUGAGCAUCCUCGUCAGCCAUGUAGCCGCACUACCCGCCCAUGCGCGGGAGGCCACAGUCAUCACGAGACGGGACGACAUUCUCGACGAAUACGACUUCAUCGUGGUUGGGGCUGGGACUGCCGGGCUCACAGUGGCAGACAGGUUGAGCGAAAGCGGCGACUAUACCGUUCUCGUUAUUGAAUACGGCUAUCUGGACAUGUCCCACUCCAUAGAAGCUACUGUACGUCCUGAUAUAGACUCCGGUCCCAGCGAUGAGUUUCCCCGUGCCACGCGCUUCUACAACCUCACGGCAGUCCCGCAGCCCGGACUCGGCUACUCUACUCCGCCUCUCAUGGCCGGUGCCGUCGUCGGUGGCAGCUCCGCCGUAAACGGUAUGUUCUUCAUGAGGGGUUCGGCCGAGGACUACGAUUCGUGGGUCUGGGCCGCCGGUGAAGAACACGAGGAAGCCUUCGCGGAGGAGUGGGGGUGGGAUAACAUCCUCCCCUACUUCAAGAAGAGCGUCACCUUCACUCCGCCGACCGAGGAGAUGGUUCGAGAGUACAAUAUCACGUACGAUGUUGAGGCGGCGUACGGUGGGACGACGCCCAUCCACUCCAGCUACCGCCCUUUCCACUGGCCUGCCACUGUCGCCAUGUGGAACGCCUUCAAGAGAAUUCCCGGCUUCAGGUUCCCCAAAGAGGGAGCAGCUGGCGACCAAACCGGCGUCAUCUGGGCCCCAAAUUCGCGCGACCCUGCCACCGAGCGGAGGUCCUUCUCCAGGCCCGGCCACUACACACAAGAGGAUGGUCCAGCUAGUCGCGACAACUUUCACCUCCUGACCGGCCACCGUGUCACACAGCUCAUCCUCUCCCCUGCCCCGACCCCCGACUCGGACAACUGGAGCGCCGACGGUAUGAGAUACACGCCUCGGGACGGCGACAUGCCCGAAAGCGCCUGGGAGGUUCGCGCCAAGCGCGAGGUCAUCAUCGCUGCCGGGGCUGCCCACACGCCUCAAGUGCUGCAGAGGAGUGGUAUCGGCCCUAGACAGGUCCUUGAGGCCGCGGGGGCAGAGGUCAAGGUGGAGCUUCCGGGCGUCGGCGAGAACUUCCAGGACCACAUGAAUUUUGCCAUCUCGUACAUCAGCAAGUCGUUCAGUCCGAACAGCACCACUUUAAGCAGGGAUCCCGAGUACGCAGCUCAGGCCCUAGAUCUCUGGGAAACGAACAAGACCGGCCCUUAUACGACCUUCGUCAACAGCGCCGUCUUCCUGCCCCUCCCCCAUUUUACCAACCGAACAGAAGAAAUCGUCGGGAAGCUCCUCGCCCAGGACCCGGCAGAGUACCUCCACGAGGGCGUCGACGAAACAGUCAUAGCAGGCUACGUCGAGCAAAAGAAGACGCUAGCCCGCCAAUUCCGCUCCGAAGGCUCCACGCUCCUCGAGGUGCCCUUUUCGGGCGGCUCCAGCUUCAGCAUCGUACUCUGCAAGUCCAUCAGCCGCGGAACCAUCCACCUAUCCCCGGACGACGACGGGGUCGACCCUUCGGGACGCGGCAACGUCGAGCCCCUGGUUGACUACCGGGCCUUCUCCAACCCCUUGGACCUGGACCUCGUGGUCGAACUCCUCAGGGGCACGCGCCAGUUCAUGAGCGCCGACGCCAUGGUCGAGACGUUUGGCCCCGUAGAGACGAGCCCCGGCGCGCAUAUCACGAGCGAUGAGGACCUCAAGGCGUGGAUCGCGAGCAGGAUUAGCCCUAGCACGGGACAUCCUGUCGGGACCGCGUCGCUGGCGCCCCGGGAGCUGGGUGGUGUGGUGGGCCCCGAUCUCAGGGUGUAUGGGACGAGGAAGCUCAGCGUGGCUGAUAACUCUAUCAUGCCUCUUGUUCCCAGCACUCAUACCAGCUCUACUGCUUAUGCCAUUGGCGAGAAGGUGAGUUUCCCUUGA
This is a messenger RNA of Sodiomyces alkalinus F11, 1956 nucleotides long. Its product is annotated as alcohol oxidase. Gene Ontology annotation, molecular function: oxidoreductase activity, acting on CH-OH group of donors; flavin adenine dinucleotide binding. The transcript is spliced from 5 exons. Lineage: Eukaryota; Fungi; Ascomycota; Sordariomycetes; Glomerellales; Plectosphaerellaceae. Gene Ontology annotation, biological process: secondary metabolite biosynthetic process. Bases 1 to 1956 code for a protein of 651 amino acids. The record is from RefSeq and is a predicted model, not a curated record.